Molecule: messenger RNA, 1521 nt
Organism: Quercus lobata
Lineage: Eukaryota; Viridiplantae; Streptophyta; Magnoliopsida; Fagales; Fagaceae
Exons: 4
Coding region: 1-1521 (506 amino acids)
Molecular function (GO): protein dimerization activity
Source: RefSeq, a predicted model, not a curated record
AUGGCUGAUGGGUGGACUGAUACUAGGCGUAGAAUAUUGAUUAAUUUUCUUGUCUAUUGUCCUAAAGGUAUUAUAUUUAUACGUUCUAUUGAUGCUUCUGACUUGGUUAAGGAUGCUAUUAAUUUAAGUAACUUGUUUGAUGAAAUUGUUAAUUGGGUUGGUCCUACAAAUAUAGUACAUUUGGUCACUGACAAUGCUGCAAAUUAUGUAGCUGCUGGAAGAAUUUUGUGUGGAAAAUAUAGGAACAUUAGUUGGUCACCUUGUGCAGCACAUUGCCUAAACCUAAUUUUUAAAGAGAUUGGGAAGAUGGAUCAUGUAGCUAAACUUGCAAAACGUGCAUCCAAGAUCACUGUGUUCAUCUAUAACCAUGUGGCUUUGCAAGCUUGGUUGAGGACUAGAAAAAAUUGGACGGAAAUUGUGCGUCUAGGGCCAACUAGGUUUGCUACUACUUUCAUUGCCUUAGGGAGUCUUAAGGAACAUAAGCAUGACUUACAAGCAUUGGUGACUAGCAAAUUUUAUGUUGAAUCAAGAUAUGCAAAAGAUAAGAAAGCAAAGGCAGUGGUGAAAAUCAUUCUUGAUAAUCAAUUUUGGAAUGAUUGUCAUGUAAUUGUGCAUAUUAUGUCACCAUUGAUUCGUUUAUUACGCAUUGUUGAUUUUGAUGAAAAACCAGCUAUGGGUUAUGUAUAUGAUGGCAUGUAUAGAGUAAUUGAUGGAAUUAAAAAAAAUUUCAAGGACAAGAAGAGACUAUGGGAGCCUUAUGUUAAUAUUAUCAAGGAUCGUUGGGAUAAUCAAUUCUAUAGAGAUAUUCAUACUGUUGCUUAUCGGUUGAAUCCUGCAUUCCAAUAUGACACAUCCACUCUUAAUAAGAGGCUAGAGACACAAUCUGCUGUGACAGAUGUUAUUGAAUCAAAAGUUUCAGUUGAUGAGUGGUGGAAGUUGUUUGGAUCUUGUGCUCCAACUUUACAAAAGUUUGCAAUUCGGAUCCUUAGCCAAACAGCUGCCUCUUCGGGAUGUGAGCGGAAUUGGAGUGCUUUUGAACAAAUACAUACCAAAAGAAGAAAUAGAUUGGAGCAUCAACGACUUAAUGAUCUUGUGUUUGUUCAUUAUAACUACCGAUUGAAAGAAAGAGUCAAAAGGAAGAAGUUCAAUUUUGAUCCUAUUGACUAUGCAAGUAUCGAUAAAACUGAAUUUUGGGUAGUGGAAGAUGAGGAACCUCCAUUUCUUGAUCAUGAGGAGAUAGAAAAUGCAUUAUAUGAAGAGGGAGCCUAUCCAAUUGAAGAAGGGUCUUCUAGCCAUGUACAAAGAGAUAUGGACAAUGAAGUGAUUGAGGAUGAUGAUGAUGACAUUAAUUUGGAAUCAUUUGGUGAUGAAGAUGAUGCUCCUCCCGGAUUUAGAGAUAAAAAUCAUCCUAUUCAUGUUGAAGAUGAAGAAGAUGAAAAUGAGGAUGAUGAUAAUGAUGCUAGUGGUGGAGCAUUUGGUUCACAUGAUGAUAUUGAUUUCAAUUUUCUUCAUAACAAAUGA